CGACACUCUGCCUUCCGCGCGUGACCUCGCCCCGCCCCCGCCCUGCUCCUCUGUCACUUCCUGAUUCCCGCUUCCUGCUUCCCAGAGUCCAGGAUCCGGAGCCACCCGAGGUCGCCGCCGCAGCCCCCGGCGCCCCCGGCGAGCGACAUGUCCUUCCGCAAAGUGGUUCGGCAGAGCAAAUUCCGGCAUGUGUUCGGGCAGCCGGUCAAGAAUGACCAGUGCUAUGAGGACAUUCGAGUGUCCCGAGUUACCUGGGACAGUACCUUCUGCGCAGUCAACCCCAAGUUCCUGGCGGUGAUUGUGGAAGCCAGUGGCGGGGGUGCCUUCUUGGUGCUCCCCUUAAAUAAGACGGGCCGCAUCGACAAGGCCUACCCAACAGUGUGUGGGCACACAGGACCUGUCCUGGACAUUGACUGGUGCCCCCACAAUGACGAAGUCAUUGCCAGUGGGUCAGAGGACUGCACAGUGAUGGUGUGGCAGAUCCCAGAGAACGGGCUGACCUCCCCACUGACAGAGCCAGUAGUGGUGCUAGAGGGGCACACCAAGCGUGUGGGCAUCGUCACCUGGCACCCCACAGCCCGAAAUGUGCUACUCAGUGCAGGCUGUGAUAACGUGGUGCUCAUCUGGAACGUGGGCACCGCGGAGGAGUUGUACCGCCUGGAUAGCCUGCAUCCCGACCUCAUCUACAAUGUCAGCUGGAACCGCAAUGGCAGCCUCUUCUGCACCUCGUGCAAGGACAAGAGUGUCCGCAUCAUUGAUCCCCGCCGGGGCACCCUGGUGGCAGAACGGGAGAAGGCUCAUGAGGGGGCCCGGCCCAUGCGGGCCAUUUUCCUGGCGGAUGGCAAGGUGUUUACCACGGGUUUCAGUCGCAUGAGCGAGCGGCAGCUGGCACUCUGGGAUCCUGGAAACCUUGAGGAGCCCAUGGCCCUGCAGGAGCUGGACUCAAGCAAUGGGGCGCUGCUGCCUUUCUACGACCCUGACACUGGCGUGGUCUACGUCUGCGGAAAGGGUGAUUCCAGCAUCCGGUACUUCGAGAUCACAGAUGAGCCCCCCUACAUCCACUUCCUGAACACAUUCACCAGCAAGGAACCUCAAAGGGGCAUGGGCAGCAUGCCCAAGAGGGGUCUGGAGGUCAGCAAGUGUGAGAUUGCCCGGUUCUACAAACUACAUGAGCGCAAGUGUGAGCCUAUUGUCAUGACUGUGCCAAGAAAGUCUGACCUCUUCCAGGAUGAUCUGUACCCUGACACGGCUGGGCCGGAGGCAGCCUUGGAGGCAGAGGAGUGGGUGAGCGGGCAGGAUGCUGACCCGAUCCUCAUCUCACUGCGGGAAGCCUAUGUGCCCAGUAAGCACCGGGACCUGAAGGUCAGCCGACGCAAUGUAUUAUCAGACAGCCGGCCUGCCAGCUCCACCCGCCCUGGAGCCUCCGCAUCUGCUGCCAUUGCUGAGGCUGCCCCCAGCAGUGGCCUUGUUGGGGCCAGGGAGGCCGGGAAGCUGGAAGAAGUGAUGCAGGAGUUGCGGGCGCUGCGGGCACUGGUCAAGGAACAGGGGGAUCGCAUCAGCCGCCUGGAGGAGCAACUAGGUCGCAUGGAGAACGGGGAUGCAUAGGACCACCACCCACAGACCCACACCUAAUACUGCCUACUCAGCCCCUUCUCACUUAGCUUCUGCUGGUGGGUCACACUUGGCGGUUGAUUGGUCACGCCUCUGGGGCAGGUCAGGGAGGUUCACAGUUUACCCCUCCCUGGGACCCAGUUGGAACUUUCACCUGGCUUUCAUCAUUGUUACCAGGGAAGGUUUUUUUGUACCAAGGCAAACUCACAUGACCUUAAGGGACCAUCUCCCCCACCUGCUCAACUUUCUGCUCCCUCCCCAGAGGAAGUAGCAGAGAUGGGCUCUAUAUUUUCAUUCCAAAUAAAAAUUUCUUUCUACAA
Molecule: messenger RNA, 1931 nt
Organism: Jaculus jaculus (lesser Egyptian jerboa)
Lineage: Eukaryota; Metazoa; Chordata; Mammalia; Rodentia; Dipodidae
Gene: Coro1b
Product: coronin 1B
Exons: 11
Coding region: 148-1605 (485 amino acids)
Biological process (GO): cell migration; actin filament organization
Molecular function (GO): actin filament binding
Source: RefSeq, a predicted model, not a curated record